UUUCGUUAACAUGUAUGUGAGCGGCUAUUGCUGAUUACAAACGUUGGUCCUCUUUGGCUGACAAGCGGCUGUAUUAUUUUUUGUCUCCAUACAGAGUGUGGAAGCGCUCCCCUAAACUAAUAAUUAUAUGACAAACAAACUGCGAUGAGGUGGCUACUUGUCCAGGAUGUACCCAGCCUACCACCCGAAUGCAGCUGAGAUAGGCUCCAGCACCCGCUGCGAAGGGGACAAGCGGUAAAAAAUAGAUGGAAACUGUAUUUCUUAGUAUCUUAAGUAUCAUUAUCACAUAUUAGUAUUACUGGAGGAUAAGGCUAAAUAAAUAUGUUACACAAUGAGAGAAAGCUAGCAAAAGACAUGCUAAUAGCUAGGCUACCCUAGCUAGAAACAACACCAAGAAAUAAGUGCUUAGCACAGUAUAAGAAGCAUAGAUGGAACCACGUUACAGCAAAAAGUAAGCAGUUUUUAACAGGAAACUAACAAGUAAAUUAAGAGUCUAGAGGUAAGAUAAUAUAACAAAAAUUGUUGGUGUGUCAGCAAUGUCACAGUCAGUACACGACAGGUACAAUAAGAGGGUGGAUCAGGUCGAUCUAUGAAUUGGUGGUGUCAAUAUUUAGGGUAGCAUCAGUAUAUGAUGGAUAUUAAAGUGAUCAGAUCGAUAUUUUUCAUUUUAAUUUUUACCGUAGAACAUUGAAGUUUAAAACAAACAGGUUUAAAUGAGUAGCAGACAGUAAUUUUUGCUUUUGUUUAGGUAUUGUGUAAUAAUUGACCUUGUUUUGCUCAAACUAUUGUACAAGAGAAUAAGAAAAUAGUUUUAAUAUUGUGAUGAUAUUGUUACACUGGCGAUAGCACUCACCAUAAAUAAAUUUUAAAAUGUACAGUUAACACAAGUGAUCGGUAUUGAUAUCGGCCCAUCUCACUCAUAGAUGAUCGGUAAUGGAAUCGGCAGCAUAAAAUCUUGAUCGGAAUAUCCCAAGUAAUUUCCGAUCAUCAGGCCAUAGCUUACCCAGCGCAAAACAGUCCAUGCAGCCAGCAAUGGUGUCCACAACAUGAGAGUACUGGUCUGGAUUUGUGUCAGACAAACAGUCUGACAUGCACACGGACAGACAAGCCACAGUUUGCUCCUGAAGCCAGGCUGGUACUGAACUCAGGGCACUAAACACAGGUGAACACAGGCAAACAUUAGCUUUGGAAUGCGUUGACCCAAACAAGUUUCCACAUUAAAGGCCUACUGAAACCCGCAACUACCCACCACGCAGUCUGAUAGUUUAUAUAUCAAAGAUGAAAUAUUAACAUUGCAACAUAUGCCAAUAUGGCCAUUUUAGUUUAUUAAAUUGCAAUUUUAAAUUUCCCGGGAGUUUUUUCUUGAAAACGUUGCGUAAUGAUGUGUACGCUUGACGUCACGAGCUGUUAGGAAUAUGAGCGCUGCACACACACGCAGCUAAAAGUCGUCUGCUUUAACGGCAUAAUUACAAAGUAUUUUGGAGGUCUGUGUUGCUGAAUCUUUUGCGAUUUGUUCAAUUUAUAUUGGAGAAGUCAAAGUAGAAAGACGGAGUUGGAAAGCUUUAGCCUUUAGCCACACAAACACACGGUGAUUCCUUGUUUAAAAUUCACAGAGGUGAAACUUUACAAUGGAUCACAGCGGACAUUGAUCCCAACCGAAUGUCAACCAGCAGGUUUCGGUGAGAAAAUUGUGCUUAAAACGUCGCUUCUUACCGGAGAUCAGCCGAGCUUGUGCCGCCUAUAAAGCUGCCGUCGACUUCCCUGAGACACUGCGCGUCAACACUCGGCCGUGGACGUACACUUCCGACUAUCAGGUACGGUUAAACUCACUAAAACACUAGCAACACAAUAAAAAUAUAAGGGAUUUCCCAGAAUUAUCCUAGUAAAUGUCUCUAAAAACAUAUGAAUCCCUCUCAAUGCAAUCGCGUUUUUUUUCAACUUGUUUUUUUGGGGGGUUUUUUCCUAGUCCGUCGCUAUCAAUAUCCUCAAACACAAAUCUUUCAUCCUCGCUCAAAUUAUUGGGGAAAUUGUCGGGUUUUUUUCGGUCCGAAUAGCUCUUUUUGUUGGAGGCUCCCAUUAAAAUCAAUAUGAAUAUGUGAGGCGCCAUCAACAUGUGACGUCAUCGUCUGCGACUUCCGGUAGAGGCAGGGCUUUUCUCCAGUUGCGAACUUUAUCGUGGAUGUUCUCUACUAAAUCCUUUCAGCAAAAAUAUGGCCAUAUCGCAAAAUGAUCAAGUAUGACACAUAGAAUGGACCUGCUAUCCCCGUUUAAAUAACAAAAUCUCAAUUCGGUAGGCCUUUAAAUUUUGUUCUCGGUCCUAUCUUUGAGAAAUGCAGUCGUUUACCUAGCAGCAGCUCUUCGCAAAGGGUUCUUGGCCUGCAGGGAAGUGUAGACCAAUGCUAAUGUGUGCAGGCAAGCUCCUAAAAGCGCUCCAUCGGUUUGCUCUUCAUUGAGCGCCUCCAGCUGUGAACCAGCCUAAUCGUCAUAAGAAUGCACGCAUUAAAAUCCUUUAACUCCAUAAACAUUCAACAAGGAUUUUCUGAGCAUGUUCACAAUGCGCAGUACCCUUUUGACCAGCUGGAUCUGCAGCACUGGUUCUUUCAGCUUCAAACACGACUGCAGAGUGUUGGCAAGCUGUCUCACUCCAUCUUGCCCUGCAUCCACUGAUAGAGAUGCUGGAGGAGGCAAGAAUUCACAGCUAAGUAUUAUUACUGAGACAAUAUAUAUGGCUACACACAUGCCAUCUAUAUUAUCGAUAAACUUCAUUGAUCACAGUACCGAACAACUGCUGCAAUUUAUCUUCCUCCAAAACCAAAGCCUCCACUUUGGUUGUCUUCUUUUUCAGCACCAUGACACAAGGGCAGCAUACACAGGAUACUUUGAAACAAACCGUUACUCAAUUCAUUCAAUUCAAGUCGGCAACCCUGCAAAGACACACUGGAAGAAACCCCCGAACAAACACAGAGACCAAGCAGUAUGGCAGAAGGCGAGGAGACCAUGAGUCAGGAGGACUGGAAGGAAAAGUGCAUGGUCCUCGAAGCUUUGCUCAUGAAGUUCAGGGUUCAGAUCAUCAAAAUUAGAGAGCUCACUGCUGACAAGAUUCAACAACUGGAAAGGCAGGUGACCGAGUCAGAAAAACGAGCUUUUACCGCUCAACAGCAGUUGCAAUGGACGGAGGACAAGCUGAAGGCUCCAGACGGUCAGUCUGAAAACUCAGAGAAGCUUUUAUUUCAGCGCUGCCAUGAGCUACAAGCUUUAGUGCAGGAAAAAGAAAGCAUCAUCAACCAUCUUGAACAGCAACUUGAAGUGCAGACACAGUCAAGGCUUCAAGAUGCCAAGACAGUGGAAGAGAAAGCCGCUAAAAUCAAGGAAUGGGUGAUGCUGAAGUUGUCAGAGUUUGAGGUGGAGAAUGCUGCUCUAAGAGAAACCAACAAGCAACAGGACACUCAAAUUAUGGAGUUACAGAAGAAAAUAGAAGAAUUUGAACAGAAGAACUCUAGUGGACGUGUUGUACUUAGCAGGCCGGGUGAAGCCCAGCGUGUCAGCAGCCUGACGUUUGGUUGCUUUCAGGUUAGAGGGAAAAGCCCACGUCUCAUAACUGGACCUUCACCCUCCCAGAGGAGGUUAAGCACCCGGGGAGAGACAAAAGAGAUGGGAAAUAUGCAGUCAUCAUCCACUGAUGCUGAACUCCGUAGUCCAAAUCAAAACAGACUCCUGGAUAGUCCCCCAGAAGAGAACCAGACCAGUAAUACAUUAGAGUUUGGAGCGGGUAGGCCAGAGUCUUGUAGUGUUUCCUCAGUGCUCUCCAGUGCAGAGGGAGGAGCAGGGUGUGAGGUCAACGAAGAAGGCACGGCCACUGUAAUGGAUUUAAAUCGUGUUGGGAGCGAGGCCUACCUGACUGCCUCAGAUGACAGCAGCUCUCUGUUUGACGACGACAUGCAGCAAGUAGAGCGAACCAGCUUAAAUCUGUUGGGAGGAGCACCAGACGGGGCCACUGCAGUGUGUAAAAUGAGGGAGGACUGCAACUCUGAGGAGCUCAACAAACGAUUCCAGUCACAGACGCUUGACUCAUCAUCCUCAUCCAGUGAACCUAAGACCCCCAGCCCCAUCCUCACGCCAGCUCUCACUCCUAAACGUCCCAACCCACCCCAGGACUUUAGAGACAAGCCAGCCUCACCCAAGCAACCCCGACUGCGGACCCCAACAGGUUUGGGUUUGAUGCAAGUAGUUAUGGCUAAGAAACACCUGAGCCAACCAUCCGUCAGCACAGAGGCUGCACACGGACAAACACGUAACGCUCUUAGCAUGCUGCGCUCACUCCGGCCACAGGAAACAGACCUUGACCAAGGCGAGGUCGGCAUGGAAACGGGCAAGGUUCCACCUCCGCAGAUCCUCCACGACUCUCGCGCCAAACCCGCAAUGCUUUCCAUACAGGCCACACCCGUCCCUUCUGAUGGUUGUCUCGAAAUAACCUUGGACAGUCACCGUUCACCUCCUACACCCCCUGUACACAGACUCCCCUCCUGGGAGAGUCGCAUCUAUGCAGUGGCUAAAUCAGGAAUAAGGCUGUCUGAGACAUCCUACACAGACUCCGCUAGCAAAGACUCCUCAUUGCAAUCAUCUUAUCCAGCCUUCGAAAUGUACACAUCCCUGGUUUAUAAAAACAUGAGCACACCAGUAUACACUACUCUGAAGGGAAAGGCCACUCUGCUGAGCAGCAAUCCGUUCUCAGAUGAGUCCGCCAGCUCAGAGGAGUCGUCCAGUUCAGGAGAAGAAGAUGGUUCCUUUUGCAGCUCUCACAACUCCUCCAGCUCUCACAAGGACAGUAUCCCAGGCAGCCCACGCUCUCUAAAAAGAGCGGUGUCCGUGUCUUCAAUGGCAUCAGAAUGCGACUAUGCCAUUCCACCUGAUGCCUAUUCCACCGAUACCGAGUGCUCUGAACCAGAACAAAAACUCCCCAAAACUUGCUCCUUGGCUCGAGACAACUGCAAGACCGAAUCAAUGGAGAAAUCAGGUUACCUGCUAAAAAUGGUGAAGACUUGGAAGAAAACCUGGAAGAGACGCUGGUUCGUCUUGAAAGAUGGAGAGCUCCUCUACUACAAAUCCCCAAGCGAUGUGAUAAGGAAACCUCAAGGUCAGAUUGAGCUCAACGCCACCAGCAACAUUGCACGUGGAGAAGGAAAACAAGUACUCCAGAUAAUGACAGGGAAGCGAGUGUACUAUCUCAAAGCAGACUCCCCUAACCUGCUGGAUGAAUGGCUCAGAGUGCUGCAGGCUGUGCUGAGAGUCAAAGCUGCAAGUCCACUCUUCACUCAGCCGGAUAUGCGGCCCACCAUGAAGGGACAUCUUAUCAAGGUAAAACAUGGCUACUCUAAGCGGGUUUGGUGUGCUUUGAUUGGCAAAACGCUAUACUACUUUCGCAGUCAGGAGGACAAGUUUCCACUUGGUCAGAUUAAGGUUUGGGAUGCCAAAGUGGAGGAGGUGGACAGGUCUCAGGACUCAGAUGAUGACCUGAAAGCAUGUGUGGACAGCUUACCGGUAGUUUCCUUCACCAUCGCCAUUCACCCACAGGAUCAAGAACCAACUUAUCUGCUCAUUGAGUCUCGCCAUGAAAAGGCCUCCUGGUUGUACCAUCUGAGUGUCGCAGCAGCAACCAUGAUGGGAAAAGUCGGCACUGAAUUUGAGCAAUUGGUGGGGAAACUCUUCCAACAGAAUGGAGAUCCAAACUCACAGAUCUGGCGACACCCAAUGUUGUCUUUCAGUAAGGAAGCUCUGUCGUCUCCUCUCACCACAGUGCCUUCACAGGCCCUGCAAACAGAGGCUGUCAAACUCUUUAAGACUUGUCAGCUGUUCAUCAAUGUGGCUAUCGAUGCCCCAGCCAUCGACUACCAUGUCUCUCUCGCUCAGAGCGCCCAGCAGGUGUGUCUGACCCAUCCUGAGUUACAAAAUGAGUUUUUUUGCCAGCUCAUUAAGCAGACCCGAAGGAGACAGCCACCCGUCCAGCCAGGACCCCUGCAGGGAUGGCAGUUUUUAGCCUUGUGUGUUGGACUCUUUCUGCCUCAGCAGCCUUUCCUUUGGCUGCUCCAAGUUCAUCUUAAUAGACACGGAGAGUCCAGGACUGAGGUGGGUAAAUAUGCAAUCUACUGCCAGCGUUCAAUGGAGCGCACCCAGCAGAAAAGCGAGAGACAAGCCAGAGCGUCCCGUAUGGAGAUCCUGUCUAUUCUCCUCAGAAAUCCCUACCACCACUCCCUGCCAUUUAGUGUGCCUGUUCACUUCCUCAAUAACACGUAUCAGGUGGUGGGCUUUGAUGCAUCGACCACAGUGGAGGAGCUCCAGUGUCGUCUCAACCAGGACACCGGUAUGAGAAAAACAGGGCUGUCUGGCUUCAGCUUGUACACUGAUGACCCUACUGGUCGAGAGCUAGAGCAUUGCCUCCAUCAGGGAAGCAUCAAGAUUUGUGAUAUUAUCUCCAAAUGGGAGCAGGCUUCUAAAGAGCAGCACUCUGGCAAGUCAGAAAAUACCAGAACAAUCCGCCUUACCUACAAGAACAGGUUGUACUUCUCUAGCCAGGUGAGGGGAGAAUCAGAGAGGGAAAGGUUGUUGUUGGCCUAUCAGACCAAUGAGUCCAUCGUAGCAGGACACUUCCCUGUCAACAAGGAACUGGCUCUGGAAAUGGCUGCAUUACUUGCUCAGGUGGAGUUCGGGGAUUUUGAACGCCCCUUCUUGCCUCCUGGACCCGUUCAAACUAAAUCCAACCAGACCUUGAAACAGGUUCUGGAUAGGUUCUACCCUAAACACUACCGCCGGAUUACAUCAGAGGAACAUCUUAGACAACUGCUCCAGCGCCUCUCUGCUCGCUGGGCCUCGCUCAGGGGUAGAACUUUAUCUGAGUGUGUCAGGAUUUAUCUGACUGUUGCUAAGAAGUGGCCUUUCUUUGGUGCCAAACUUUUUGAAGCAGAGUCCAUCACUGCUUCUCCAGAAACAGCAGCACAUGUUUGGCUGGCAGUUAAUGAAGAUGGUGUCAGCAUUUUGGAGCACAACUCUAUUAAACUACUGGUGACUUACGCCUACAAAAGUGUGAUGACAUUUGGGGGCUGCAAACAAGACUUCAUGCUGGUUGUGGCACAGAACAAUUCUAACAACACCAUCAAAGACAAACCUUCAUUGAAACAUAUGUUUGCCAUGGACAUGUCCAAGAUCAGAGAAAUGACCCUCCUCAUCUCCGGCUACAUCAAUAGCGCUCAUCAGCAGAAGGCCGCAGCACAUCACCUCUCUGCUCCCGCUCUGAUGGUGGCCCAGCAUGUCAGCCUGAAGAGCAAAGAGCUGAGGAGCAAGUCUCCCCCAGCGCCGGAACGUCCCAGGAAAACCCCCACCUUGUUGUGACCACCAUUGAGCUGAGUUUUUCGAGAACAGGUCACGUCUCCGCACUAACCGCAGGUGGCACUCCAGCAUGUCCCACACAUACAAUGUCUGGGAGUUGAUUGCCUUACAUUUUAACCGCUAGAAAGAGAGAUUUAUGAGUUUUAUAGGUACAAAGGUGAAACCGUCUCUGGAGCAUUUUUGUCUUCCUUAUGAGUGUGACUGGCAAGUGUGCAGAAAAGUCAACACAACUCUGUUUACUGAUUGACCAAGCUAGUGUUCUCCAUUUCAUUCAUCUCUGCUGUCUGCUGCGUUUUGGGUAACAGAUGCUGUUUAGGAAAACCCUUGCAUUAACAAAUAGCUGAAAAGACAUUAAUGCUAUUUUAAUGCUUUGCAUCUAUUUGUCGAGUUGCAAAUAAUGCAAGACAGCAGCGGGCCACAACAUGUAGCUUUAUCUGCUGAAUUUAGUUUGAUCCAUACAACACAUCCCCAAUCUUGUCUUUUUAAAGAUAAUAAUGCACAUGAUUCUCACAGAAGUAUUUAUUUCACAAGAAGUUGCAGAAUGACUGCAUCAUACCAACAUGUCUUCAUUACAGUGGAAAAUGUGCUGCAAUGUCCAAACAGUCCUAAGACAGACAUGUUCCAAGACCAAAAACACAAAAGCAACAGGAAAAGGCUACAAUCACAUAAGCUUGAUUAGAUACAAAUGCAAAUGUACCAAAACCACACACUGUGCCCUCCUUCCCAAAAUGACAGAGAAAAGCUGCAUUUCUAGCAGGGGCAUCAAAACUCCAUUUUGGUGGAAGGGAAAAGGUACCGUAAUUUACCAACUAUAGUGCACAGCUAGAUUCAUGCCACUUAGUUUUUUUACAUUUUAAUUUGUACAUACUAUAUAUAGACCGCAGACCCUUUAGAGAAUUUCAGUGUUUGGCGCGUUUGAACAUUUUUGCCUGUUUGUCCUUGUCGCCCACUGUACAUUGUGAAAAGAAAUUAUUUUAGGAUUAAAAAAACAGCAGCUGAAAUUUUACCAUAAAAUCAAAUGGUUUUUUUUCACACCAAAUUGCUGUAAAUUCAAAAACCGUCUUACUGUAAUUUUUACGGUACAAUUAUAGCGGCUACCUGCAAGUUGUUUUGUUUUUAACAUAAAAUUGGCUGUUUUUACAGUGCAUUACUUUAAAUUUGAAAAAUGGUACCGCUUUUAUUUUUACAGGAAAAUGCUAGCGACGACCGGUUGUUGUUUUUUUUACUGUAAAAUCUAGUCGUUUUUACAGUUCAUUACCAUGAAUUGAAAAAUGGUACAACUGUUAUUUUUACGGAAAACUUGUAGCGACUGCCUGACUUUUUUUUAUGUUAAAAUCAACGGCUGUUGUUUUCACAGUUGUUAACGGUAGUGGUAGAAUUAGUUUAUUUCAUACAAUUACAAUAUGGUACACAACAUUUUUCCAAUUUCUGUAAAUUGAAAAGCGGUACAACUAUUAUUUUUUACCGUAGAUUUCUGGCGGCUAUUGGACAGUUUUUUAAUGUUAAAAUCUAUGACUGUUGUUUUUUACAGUGCUAGUAACAGUAUUAGUUUAUUUUGAACUUGCAUACAAUUACAAUAAAGUACAUCACAUAUUUUCCAGGUUCUGUAAAUUAAGAAAUUGCACUGCUGUUAGUUUUAUUGUUAAAUGCUGGCAAUUGAGCUGCCAGUUUUAACCAUAUAAUCUACAGUCAUUGUAUUUUUACGGUAGAAUUCUGGCAUUUGAGCUGUCAGUUUGUGUAUUGUAAGAUCUACUGCCUUUUUUUUCAGAGUAGUUGGUCCUCAAUUUUAAACUUUUUUUUAUUUUUUAGAUGGCCUAUUACAGUUUUUCAUUAAGUAGUGGUGGCUCAGUGUGUUGAAUGAGGAGUACGUAGUAUGAAAAGCUAAGCUGUAAAUUUAGUGACAUGGUUUGGUUCGCAGGCUUGCCGUAAGAAAGGAAUAAACUUGGACGGUAAUGUGCUGUGUAGUUACUGAAUAGCCAGAAGUGAAACUAUUACCUCGAGCAGCAGAUUGGCUGUGGAUGUGACCGUUUGUAAAGUGAACUGGAUGGUGGAAAAAAAGUGAAGGAGACAUGUUGUGUGUAGCCACAGAAGCUGGGAUACAAUUCAUUUCUUGUAGACGUACUUGGUUAAUACUUGUAUCUCAGAAGGCAUUCUUAUCUAAAAUUGUUUGACAGUAAAUAAACAUUAAAAAACA
Molecule: messenger RNA, 9574 nt
Organism: Nerophis ophidion (straightnose pipefish)
Lineage: Eukaryota; Metazoa; Chordata; Actinopteri; Syngnathiformes; Syngnathidae
Gene: plekhh2
Product: pleckstrin homology domain containing, family H (with MyTH4 domain) member 2
Exons: 30
Coding region: 2977-7383 (1468 amino acids)
Biological process (GO): negative regulation of actin filament depolymerization
Cellular component (GO): cytoplasm; cytoskeleton
Molecular function (GO): actin binding
Source: RefSeq, a predicted model, not a curated record